AUGGAACAAGACUUGGCACCAAACUUAUUCAAGGUCGAAAUGACUGGGAACGAGUUAGCCGAAUAUCUGCAUCCGUUGGAUCAUGAGGAAUUGAAACAACUGCUGACUAUUCAUCCAAAUGAAUUGACGGAUGUCGCAGUGAAUACUACCUCAAUGCUCGGGAACGGGAAUCCAAAUGAUGCUUUCACCACAUCACAACCAGAAAUUUCUUUGGAACGCAGUUUCGUACUGCGCAUCAAAUGUGUGCUGGCCAAGCGUAACGCGGGACUAACGACAGCGGGCUACAAGCGCAAACCUAUCUUCAUACAAAUUACCUACUAUCCUAGCGUCACACCAUUUCAUCUACCGUUUCACUCCCUCAUUUCUUCCCAACCUCCUCGGCCGGCCAAUUCUGUGAAGGUUAUUCACUGCAGUGGCUAUCUGAAAGUACGUCCAAUCAAAGUGGAUGGUCUACCGUACUAUCAGAACUUGGGUCUUGUGGCAUUUGCCUAUGCGAUCCCUUCACCCAAUGCAAACAAUACGGAAAUUCGAUUGGCCUCGGACAUGUUUAUGUUUCGAGCUAGUCUCGAUCUGAAGUUGAUUUUCCUUGAGGGCCGAAUCGCUUCAAUCACAGGUUUUCAACCGCAAGAACUGAUCGAUAAAACAUUGUAUCAUCUAGUCCACGCAAUGGAUGCCACAGCCUUAAGAUGUUCACAUGAGAUCUUGCUUGCCAAAGGUCAAGUGACCACACCGUAUUAUCGAUUGUUGACCAAAGUGGGUGGUUGGAUUUGGAUGCAAUCAUACGCGACCAUUGUGCACAACAGUCGUUCAUCUCGACCAAAUUGUGUGGUCAGUGUGAAUUAUGUGCUUUCCGGUGUUGAAACAGUUGGUAUGCCAUUGCUGAUGGAACAAUGCGGUUUGGAUGGAGGGAAACUUUCCACAUGUAUUGCCAUCCCAUCAGAUGCAAAACAAACUGGAUUGGGCCAAGAUCAUGUAGACUAUGCAUCGACACGAAAAGAUUCUAAUAUCUCAACCGGUGUGAAGCAUCGCCUGUCCAGUAAAUCAGAUAUUUUAUGUACCACAGGACGGAAACGAGAUAGACGAUGCCGGUUGGACGAAGAACCUGAUGCAGAUCCGUCAGAGUGCAAUGGGAUCAGUGCCCCUGGAACCAUGACCACUCCCAUUAGUAGUGAGAGCACGCACCGGUUUGGCCUUGAUUCUCGGACAGAUCGGUUUACUGCAUCCUAUCUGAUGGGUAAAUCAGACACCUUUCUAGGGGAUCUAGACUACCAGAGUAUUGAGCAGCACGCAUCAGGUACAGAAGGGACUACGAUCAGUAAAACAAGGACUCGUGCCGGUUAUGAUGCGAUCGCAAUGAACAACGUGAAUCUCAUGGAUCCGGCAUCGGUGAGUGGCCUGAGUGUUGGGUCAUGGUCGAUGGGUUAUGAAACAACGGAAGUGACACGAAUUAAUGACCCAAAAUGGCCCAACCACAGUAACACCUUGAAUAUGUCACACUUUCCAGGAACUUUCUACCAACCAGGAAAUGAUCCACGUCUUUUACAGCAGCAGCAGCAACAACAACAACAACAUACGGGUAAACUGGAUGGAUUGAUUCAACCGAGUAUCGCAGAGUAUAUGCAUGCAGUUCACGGUCCAGAUGUAUCGCAGAAUGAUUCUUUCGCAGUUAAGUUUCAGCCAAACUGUUCACUCAUGCAACCAAGUGAUCGCUAUCCGCUGCUGGAAAAUUCACCUUGUUCUUCUACUUCAUCCGCUACUGAUGAGCUGACGGCAGCUCCACCGCAUGACACACAGCAUCUUAAACACUCGCAACACCAUGAUCAUCAACAACAGCAACAACAACAAAAACAACCU
This is a messenger RNA of Echinostoma caproni, 1854 nucleotides long. The record is from the annotation of a GenBank genome assembly. NCBI's taxonomy places the organism in Eukaryota, Metazoa, Platyhelminthes, Trematoda, Plagiorchiida, Echinostomatidae.